Molecule: messenger RNA, 1167 nt
Organism: Penicillium expansum
Lineage: Eukaryota; Fungi; Ascomycota; Eurotiomycetes; Eurotiales; Aspergillaceae
Product: Pyridoxal phosphate-dependent transferase, major region, subdomain 2
Exons: 7
Coding region: 1-1167 (388 amino acids)
Biological process (GO): amino acid metabolic process; biosynthetic process
Molecular function (GO): pyridoxal phosphate binding; L-aspartate:2-oxoglutarate transaminase activity
Source: RefSeq, a predicted model, not a curated record
AUGUUUGACCAUAUCCCUCCAGGUCCCGUCGACCCGUUUUUCCAUCUGAAGAAAAAGGCCGAUCGGGAUAAUCACCCAAAUAAGGUCGACAUAGGGGUGGGCAUAUAUCGGAAUGAGCAAGGAACCUACCAGGAGCUUGUUGUCGUGAAGAAGGCAAAGAAAAUACUGGACCAGCUCGACUUGGGGCACGACUAUGGACUCACCACUGGCGAUGAUAAAUUCCUUAAGCUUGCUGCUGAAGUCAUGUUUGGCGAAGAAAAUGAAGCCUUGGUAUCAGGGCGGAUCGCGUCGGUCCAGACUCUCUCAGGAACAGGAGCCAACCACAUCGCCGCUAUCCUUAUGGCUAGAUCACUGGAUCCAAAGCCGACCAUCUACCUCGGAGUGCCUACCUGGAAUAACAUGAAGCCGCUCUGUGAGUACGCCGGCUUAGAGACUGUCGAGUAUCCAUAUAUAGACACCCAAACAUCCGAACUCUCCUUCCAGCCUUGCAUCGACGCGAUCAGAAACGCCCCUGCCGGGAGUGUAUUCGUUCUACAGGGCUGUUGCCACAACCCUACUGGCAAGGACAUUACGCCAGAGCAGUGGCAGCUGCUCGGAGAGGAAAUAAAAGCUCGCGGUCACCUGCCUUUCAUUGAUAUUGCCUACCAGGGACUCGGUGAUGGGUUAGAUGAGGAUGCCGUGGGCGUCCGGAUACUUUCGCGUCUCGGAAUUGACAUGAUCGUAUGCCAAUCAUUCUCCAAGAAUUUUGCGCUCUACGGGGAGCGCUGUGGAGUUCUUUAUGUAGUCACACGCUCAGCUGAGGUCGCGACUAACACCAAAGAUCAACUGCGAAGCCUGAUACGGCGUGAGUACUCCUCUUCGCCGGCAUACGGAUCGCGGUUGGUUACGAUCGUGCUAGAGGAUACCGAGCUGCGUCGGCAAUGGCAUCGACUCCACGAGGAACUGACGAUGGUUCUCCAGACACCAGGUCAUUGGAACCACAUUAUUGAGGAGAAGGGGCUCUUUUCUUGCCUUGCCCUCACCCCCGAACAGUGCAAUGCGCUUAUCGACGACCACCACGUGCAUCUCCCGGUUAGCGGCCGUAUAAAUAUCGCUGGGUUGAAUACGGAAAAUGUCGAGCGGACGGCCCGUGCGAUUGAUGCAGUGGUCCGGGGGAAUAUGCCCUAA